AUGUCGACACUCACGAAUGUCACUUGGCUGAAUCUACUAUGUCUUGCUGGUGUAGGAGUCUACCUGGUAAAGCAGGUGUUCAGAAAGAAGCCUGCACCAUAUCCCCCUGGUCCUCCAGGGUUUCUCCUUGUUGGGAAUGUCCUAGACAUGCCUAAAAUAAGGCCCUGGCUCACCUUCGUGGAGUGGGGCAAGAAGUAUGGCGAUAUCUCUCAUAUCCAGGUUCUAGGUCAGCACUUCAUAGUGUUGAAUUCUUCCAAGACUGCGAUGGACAUGCUGGAUAAGAAGAGCUCGAUCUACUCCGACCGUCCUGUUCUGCCAAUGGCUGGCGAACUUGUUGGCUGGAAGCAUAUGCUGGGUUUUUCUCCUUACAGCGACCGGUUUCGUCGGUAUCGCAAGGACUUUCACCGCGCCAUUGGCACCCGCGCUGCAAUGGACGCCUAUAGCUCAAUCGAGGACAUUGAGACUCGCAAAUUCCUCAAGCGUGUGCUUACGAAACCUGAUCACACUGCUGGCGCUAUCAUUCUCAACGAUCCCUUCGUCGAUAUUGCGGACCGCGCUCUUGAGCAAUUCUCGCUGGCCACUGCUCACGGUGCCUUUAUGGUUGACAUUAUACCACUCCUGGCCAAGAUCCCUGAGUGGUUUCCUGGUGCUGGCUUUAAGCGCAUAGCGUGUGAGUGGCACGAGACUGUCGAAGAAAUGGUUUCCGGACCCUACAAUUUCGUCAAAGCUCAGAUGGCUGCGGGUAUUGCCCCGAAGUCUUUCACCUCAUCUCUGUUGGAAGGCCAAGAUCUGACUUUGGAAGAGAAUGACCUGGUAAAAUGGUCCGCUUUGUCUCUAUACGGCGGUGGUUCCGACACAACUGUAUCAGCAAUAUAUGCGCUCUUUCUAGCUAUGACACUUUUUCCUGAUGUGCAGAAGAAAGCUCAGGCUGAAAUAGAUGCUGUUGUCGGUCCUGAUCGUCUUCCCUCCUUUGCCGACCGCGCCUCCCUCCCUUAUAUCGAGGCGCUUGCCAAAGAAGUACUGCGCUGGAAUUCUUUACCAAGCGGUAUCCCUAUGUCAGGUUUUGUCCACCGUGUAACUGAGGACGACAUCCACGACGGGUACUAUAUUCCAAAAGGUUCCCUUAUUAUACCCAACCAAUGGUUCAUGCUCAACAACCCGGAGACAUAUGCUAAUCCCUCGCAAUUCAAUCCUGAACGCUUUUUGGCCAAUGACGGAAAGAAGCCAGAGACAGAGCCCCGCACAAUCUGCUUCAGUCUCCUUCUCGCUGAAGCCUCCGUUUGGAUAUCUGCUGCAAUGUCAUUGGCCGUGUUUGAUAUCUCAAAGGUCGUCGAGAACGGUGUUGAGAUCACCCCCGAGGUUGACCCCUCAUCAGUCACGAUCAGUCACCCCAAGCCCUUCAAGUGCUCUAUUAAGGCCCGCUCGGCAAAAGCCAUCGCGCUCAUUCAACAGGAUGCUAACUACUGA
Molecule: messenger RNA, 1467 nt
Organism: Suillus discolor
Lineage: Eukaryota; Fungi; Basidiomycota; Agaricomycetes; Boletales; Suillaceae
Product: cytochrome P450
Exons: 11
Coding region: 1-1467 (488 amino acids)
Molecular function (GO): heme binding; monooxygenase activity; iron ion binding
Source: RefSeq, a predicted model, not a curated record